Messenger RNA from Solea senegalensis (Senegalese sole), 6200 nucleotides. Its product is annotated as probable G-protein coupled receptor 158. Gene Ontology annotation, cellular component: membrane. Gene Ontology annotation, biological process: G protein-coupled receptor signaling pathway. The record is from RefSeq and is a predicted model, not a curated record. Bases 475 to 4341 code for a protein of 1288 amino acids. The transcript has 13 exons. Gene Ontology annotation, molecular function: G protein-coupled receptor activity. NCBI's taxonomy places the organism in Eukaryota, Metazoa, Chordata, Actinopteri, Pleuronectiformes, Soleidae.
ACACACUGGUGGGCGACACUUCAAGUAGGGGUUGAUAGGGAGGGACGGAACUUAGAUAACAAUUUCCUUCGCUCUUCGUCAUCCUCCUCCUCUACCACCUCCUCCUCCUCACAAAUGGAUUUCUCUCAGAGGGAGCAGGAGGAGAAAGACAAGCAGAGCUCGUGAUUAUAUCACAUGAAUGGACGGUAAGUGGUGAGAAGUCCGUGUUUUUUUCUCCGUGAGGGCGGGAGAGACAGGUGAGAGAGUCUGUCAGCUGCGUGGAUCAGAUGCCGCUUUGAAAGACGGAGAAGAAAGAGAAAGUCUGUCUGUGCGCACAGAAGACGCGCUGGAUGAGAAGUGGAUAUCCCUGUUUGAUCAUGGAUGGGUGUAAAAUCCAGGGCAUCGGCUGUGUGAUUGCCUGAGUGUUUCAUCUCGAAACAAAGAGAGUGGGUUUGUUAUGCUCAACACUUUGCCAAGUGUCCACGCUGAGGAUCAAUGGCUCUACUGGUCGUCCCGCUGCUCCUCCAUACAGGACUCGUCCUGGGAUCAAACUACGGUUACGUGGAAUGGUCAGACAGUGAACGAGAAGACAAGAACCCACCAGUCGUCAGCACCCAAAACAUCAACAGGGAGCCGCCCCAUCACCACCCGACCUACCACUCCGUACCAACAACCGUGCGCGCGGUGGUGGCGCAUAAAAUUGAAGAGGACCUGCCGAGGGUGGUGACCGCUUUCCUGCACAGCGGGGAUUCCUCUGCUCUCAGGCAGGUCAACUGCUCGCGGAGGUAUGAGCUGAGCAGCCUGAGGGGCGGCCUACACGUCGCCUCCCACUAUUCCCUGCACACUAUCCUGGACACGGUGGCGCACGCCACGAACUUCCUGAACAUGAUCUUGCAAGCCAACAGGUCCCGUGACCAAACCCCGCGCAGGGACACGCACUGGUACCACGCACUAGUGCAGAGCAUCCUCGAGGGGGACCCCAAAAUCCACAGGGCCGUGGUGACCUUUCACACGGACGCACCGACGCCUGGCCCCCAUUUUUUCCUCCAGGCGACGAGGACCGAGAAGGAGGUGGUGCUGCAGGACCUGUCCAGCAGCGCACACCGUCUCCUAAGGAGCAGAAGCUCGGAGUCUGACUGGUUCAAUGAGUUCAGGGACGGUAGGAGACCACACUCUCACAGAAGACUCCCGGAAACAUCGGGCUCCAAGAAUAGAAGUUACUCCCUGGACAAAAACCAGAUCAAGUGGUCAGCGCCGUACCUGGAGUGUGAAAACGGGGCGUUCGUGCCCUAUUGGUUACUGACUUUAUCUGCUGGCUUCUAUGGACUGAAGAACAACUCAGCACCAGACUUCAGGGGCGUUGUUCGUGUGGAUGUGAACCUGCAGGACGUGGACAUUGACCAGUGCUCCAACAGUGGCUGGUUUGCUGGGACUCACCGGUGUAAUCUCACCAGCAUGGAAUGCACACCGAUCAUUGGCCAUGGAUUUGUGUUGGACAAGUACAAGUGCCAGUGCAGGAGAGGAUUCUACCACCCGCGCAGAGUGGCACUCAAUGGCUUUAAAAGUAAACAGCAGUUCUCGCUCAGAGACGAGGCCUCUGACGUGUCAAAUAAGUGCAUGCCGUGUCGCAAGGGUUGCACCUACUGCCAGGACGACACACCGUGUCUGGUGCUGGAGGACGGUGCUCUGCGGCUCGCCGUAGCCUCCUUCCAGGCUCUGUGUAUGGUACUGGACCUGGCCGGCAUGGUGGUGGUCUACCACUUCAGGAGGAACAAGAGUAUCCGCACAUCUGGUCUCAUUCUGAUGGAAGCCAUCUUGUUUGGGGCUUUGCUGCUGUACUUCCCGGUGAUGAUCCUCUACUUUCAGCCCAGUGUGUUCCGAUGUAUCCUCCUGAGGUGGGUGCGCCUCCUGGGUUUCGCCAUCAUGUACGGCACCGUCAUCCUCAAACUAUACAGGGUGUUAAAGGUGUUCCUGUCCCGCACGGCCCAGAGGACGCCUUACAUGACCAGCUGGCGUGUCGUGCGGCUACUGGCAGUGAUUCUGCUGGUGGUGCUGUGGUUCCUCUUGGCCUGGACCUCUGCCGUGUGCCAGAACCCUGAACUGAGUCAUGCCCUGAUCGCUGCAGGCCUCACCCCAGAGGGACUGCAGUUCAGUAUGUGUCUGCUGGACCAGUGGGACUACAUGAUGGCUGUCGCGGAGUUCCUGUUCCUGCUGUGGGGCGUGUACCUCUGCUACGCCGUCCGCACGGUGCCCUCGGCUUUCCACGAACCGCGGUACAUGGCCGUGGCCAUCUACAAUGAGCUCCUCAUAUCGGCCAUUUUCCACAUCAUCAGGUUCUCUCUGGUGCCCGGUUUACACCCUGACUGGAUGCUCAUGUUGUUCUUUGCUCACACUCAUCUGACUGUGACUGUGACUCUGGGCCUGCUGCUUGUUCCAAAGUUUCUUUCUAAAGGGACUCAGGCCAGGGAUGACAUCGCCACUGAGGCCUACGAGGAGGAGUUGGACAUGGGAAGAUCUGGUUCUUACCUCAACAACAGCAUCACUUCAGCCUGGAGUGAGCACAGCUUGGACCCUGAGGACAUACGGGAAGAGCUGAAGAAGCUGUAUGCUCAGCUGGAAGUCUACAAACGCAAAAAGAUGCUCGCAAAUAACCCCCACCUCCAAAAGAAACGCAGCUCCAAGAAAGGCCUGGGCCGCACCCUGAUGAAACGUAUAACAGAGAUCCCAGAGACCAUGCACAUGCACCGCCAGUGCAGUCGUGAGGACGGCAGCGAGCACGGCAGCAACCGCAGCACCUUGAAGAGAAACCCCAUUGAACCAAGUCAUCACGGAAAACCUCUGGAUGACUCCAUGAAGAACAAAGUCAUGGGCUUGACAAAGUCACUCAGCUAUGAUCACGUGUGUGACCAGGAUGAGGAAAUGGGAAGCCAAAGUGGCUCGACAGCAGGAGACAAUCUGGCUUCUGUUGGUGGCGGCGGAGGAGAGGGAUCUCUUCUGGGUUCCCUCAUCGGCAGGAGACACGCCAAGAAGCAGCAAGAGUCCGCCGCUCUGACCCCACCGAGACUGGAACCAGCCGAGUCCACAGAGUCAGUCCCGCUGUUCUGGAAAUCGGCCAGCGUGCACAACCUAACACACGAGAAGAAACCCGUCCACCUCCGCACCUCCAUUAUGCAGAAAUCUCUGAGUGUGAUCGCCAGUGCUAAGGAGAAAAUGCCUGGACUUUCCAACAAGACGCAGAGUGUGGAGGACGCCAGUAAGAAGGGUUUGAAGGGACAAGAGGGGAGAACGCUGUCUGAUGUGGACGACAAGCCUGAGCAUUACUCAAAAAUGAUCAUCAGUCAAUCAGUGGAGUACUCCAAGACGCCGAUGAAGAUGGGCAUCAUGAAACAACAGGUGAGUGGCAGCCAGCCAUCCAUCUGCUCUGAGAUUGGGAGGAACCUUUAUGACGUGUCUGAGGUUUGUCCCUGGGAAAUGGAAGAACCGGAGACACCCUCCGAGGCAAAAGCCCAGAAACAUGUGUCCAUCGCUCCUGGAGAGACCACCAGCAGCCGCAGAGGCAGCAGUAGCAGCUCUGGACUCACCAAAGGGAGUCGGUCCCAGCAGAGGCAGAAGACAGGGCAUUCUCCCUCCAACAGGCGUCGCUCCAAAGAUAAAGCGGGAGAGAAAGAUGAGGGAAGGGAAAUGCGGAGAUCCCGGCCUCCUAGAUCACCUCUGCCCCUUAAGCCGGAUGUGUGCCCUUGGGAAUUUGAUGAGCAGCCCAUACUGGGAAGAGAUUCAGAUUCCAUCUCCCCUGACAGGAUCAGACGAAAGAAAAGCGUCACCCCCACUGAGGGCAAAACCAUGGGGCUGCGCUCAGACCACUCUAAGUCCACUGGGAGCCUUUUACAGCCUCCUACUCUGAUGGUAGAAAUCUGCCCAUGGGAUUAUACCAGCCCACCAUCACCGAAACAGGAGAAGACCUGCAACAGCCCCACCACGCACAAAAAGAAACGGAAAGGCUCAUGCUCGUCCAACCACAAAGCAGAGAAGGAGAAGGGGAGGGAGAAAAGCCGAGAGAGGCGGAGCUCCUCCAGUAAGCCGCCGUCAGAGAGGCGAAGGGUCAGUCAGUCAUCGGAGUGCAGUGGGCCGGUUUCUGACCGGCGGAGGAGCUCGACCAGAGACCCAGAGGCGAUGGAGAUUAGGAGGGCAGACGUUUUCUCCCAGGAGACCGAGCCCCGGCACACCAGCUUCUCCCACAAACCUAAAUCCUCACCAGAGAGGAAGCGCUCUUUGAAUAGUGGUUACAAACCUGCUGUCAUCAGUGGCGCAAAAAAAGCCGACGUUUGCCCCUGGGACUUUGAAGACUCUGGUGAGCGAGCAUGAUUGAAUGAGCAAAGAUUGUAUUUUUCUUUUUUUUUCUUUUGUAUUCACAGACUGACAGCACACAAGACAAAGCAACUGAAAUUAAUGAUAAGGAUUUUACAGAGUAUUUGACAUGAAAGAGUUUCUCUGAGUCACUUCACUAGCGUACAGAGAUGUCAGAAGGAAACACUGUCAUCGGUGCACCACAAACAUAACCUUUUGCCCUCUCAACUUGUUGUUGUUACGUUGCUGUGAUUGCAACCUUGAAGUCACUUUAAUGAGUAUUAAUCUGCACUUUUGCUUGCCCGUUUGUCAGUUACAUGUUAUAUGUACGUUUUAUCACACUGAUUCCAUCGAGGCGAUGUGUAAAUGAAUCAUAUUUACCAGCAGAUCUGACAAUCAUUGGUACACACACACAGUAAAUGCUGCACCUGUGAGCGUAAUGAAUAGUAGGGGCAUGUUUCCCUGUUAUGCUGAUGAUAGUCUGCGUUUCACAAUAAAUCCUGCCCCACACUAGAAGGUUUUCAAAUCUGACUUGAUUUUAAAAACGUGGGAAACCACACACACAACCCACUUCGUAACCGAAUGUUUUAAUCCAGUCAAAAACGCAGGACCUCACACUUUUGGGAUCUCACAGAAACUCGCAUGAUUUAACAUGACGUCAGAAUAUAAACAGAAAUGAAGGUGGACUGUCGGUGUAUCUGUAUGUGAUGUUUUGUGCUGAGAAACACACAAAACUGUGGAUGAAGUCAUGGCUGAGAAGACAGAAUCUAUUUACCGUCAAAGUACCUUCUCGCGAUCAGGGACUUUUGAGAUUAGGAGAAACCAAGAGUACAAGUUUCGGGUUGUAAACAAAAGUACAUCCGUCAACUCGCUCUCAUUUGUUAUUAUGGGGUUCUGCUCACGGAAUCACUGUUCAGUCAUAAAUAUCAAAAACAGGUUUUAAUACUUACGAUUUGAAAUCUGACUCUGAUGCGUCCGAUGACGUUAAAAAUCGCGUCUCACACAACAGGAUAAUUUGGACAGAUAAUGUGUUUCAAAUCCAAAGACACCCACGGUUGUCGGAAGGGUCAGAUUAGGACCGAAUUUUACUCUAAUGUGGUGUGGGGCAGACAUGAACCAGUGGAGACUUAAUCCAUCAGCUGCUGAUGAGGGAAAAAGACCCCUUUGAUUUAUCCAUGCGCUUUUAUUUGUACAGUUGUCUUUGGACUUCUUGUUGUUUUUCCUUAACCCUGGGUAUUUAGUUAUUUGUGCCUGGGCUUCAGUUCCUAGUGUCCUCUUUGAUUUUUCACUUCUUUCCUGUCCUGUUUUCCCAUUUGAUUGGUGGCCCCACCCUUGUGUGUUUCACUUGCAGUGUUUGAUUAUCCCUGCCUCUCUAGAGUAUGUUCUUGUUGUUGGUUCAUUUGUUUCACUUUAGUUUGUUGCUUUAGUAUUUCCAUGCAUUUCCUGUUUUUUUCUCUUUAUGGUUAUGUCUUUGUUAGUUUCUCUCAUUAAAGACCUGUUUUGUUCAUUUUUGCAACAUGUGUGCGGGUCCUAAAUAUCUUACAACCGAGCAGGAUCCGUUUGACUGAGAAAUGUGGAUAAAUGAAGAAACAUGUAAAGAUUCUCUGUAUGAAGAGUGUCAUUUUUUUUGCAUGAUGCAAACAAAUAUGUCAAGCAUCCAGUAACAUGACGUUUAUUGGUUAACUUGUACUCGAUAUGACAGUGGAACUUUUGAUGUUGUAGCCUUUGUCUCCUUAUGAUGAUGCCUCUGAAAUGAUGUGCAUUGCUGUCAAUAAUGUACAUACAUGUUGUUGCAGUACUGAAAUAUCCCUGAGGCUCUACCUUCCCUUCAUUUUUUUUCAUUUUUUUCAUUUUCUUUAUGUUUUUUAUUUUAUGUU